UCAAGGGAUAUUCGUCCUGCAUAAUGAAGUGAUAUCCACAAGCCUACGAGGAAAUCUGAACUGGAUAAAUUUUUAGGUCUCUUUCUCCGGCAAAUUUCCGACCUGAAUUUAAUUUAGUUCUUCUAUGUACCCUCGUACCUUUUCCCGGAAAUUUACGUAAAGGUAAAAGCCAUGAUUUGAAAUUCUUCGGAUCUUGACGCCCCUGAGAAUCACGCUGCGCGCUGUGCUCUCUGAAAUUAUAGGAGUGUAUUCCGAACUCUGUGAGACUUUCUGGCCAUAAACUGUCCGACCAUGGCUCGGUGAACGACGGAAUAUAUUAUCUGAGUCAGACUUUUUUCGACGGCAGUCAUACUGCAGUCGCUCGUGAUUGCUCUUACUAUCCGGAGCCAGUACUUCCAGCGACACAGUUGGUUGCGGUUCACUACGUAAUUGUUGUUAUUGUAUUUGAUAGUUGGAAGCACGAGCUAGUGAUUGUUGAAGUUCAUAUUUCUUGUACCUGUUCUCACGUAAACAUAUCACAGAGACGUUGUUCGAUACGUUGGAAUCAGCGAUGCUGCGAAUAGUGUUUCCAAUAUGCCUAGCAUGUGUAGCUCUUUCGAGCGCCAAUAAUAUUACUGAAAAUCUCAGUUUUGAAAAACCACGAUACGCCGUAUCGCCUUCAGAAAUACCUCAACUUUUCCGAUCACGUUUGACUGACCAUGACCUUCAAAGUUAUCCGCUUGCCGUCGAAGCCGUCAUUAGUGUUGCACUAAAACUGCAAGCUAUCCAAAAUAAUGGCGGGAAACAACAAAACUUUCUGGUCUCUCCUCUGGCUGUGGCCAGUGCACUGGGUCAGCUGAUGCUAGGUGCAAGAGGAAAUCUCCGAAGACAAAUUGGAGUCCUUCUAACGCUGCACGAAACUACUCCUGACACUGCAACCGUCAGUCCUGCGGCAAUAGUUCAACAGCGCUUUGGCCUUGAUACGGCAACGGUACAACAAGGUCUUUUGAACCCUACGGAUCUGAGGUCAACCAAAGGAAGUGAAAAUGUCGCUUCUCAACCGCUGCAAAACACAGUAAGCGCUCAGAAUGCUUGGUCAUAUGAGCAGCAAGUCAUAAAAAUGCCGCACUUUGCCGCCAAGAGUAGAGACGGUCUACCUGGUUUGGAACUUCAUCGUCAACUCGGCAGAUUAAUCAAUUACGUAACAAAUCCUCUACCUGGAUCUGGUGCUGUUCAUUCCUUGGCCAACAGUUCCUAUUUGCAUACUAGCAGUGCGUUUUUCGUUGACCAUAAUCUCAACCUGAACGAGCCAUUCGUACGCGCGAUUAUUGACUUCUACAACUCAAAAGUGGUCCCACUGAACUUCAGGAGUAAUCCGGUCGAGGCACAAAAUGUUGUGAAUAGAUGGGGAUCAACGGAAACGGGAGGUUUGAUCGAUCAAUUCUUACCGUACCCACCGAAGCCAGACACAGCUGUAAUCCAGGCGGUCGCUAUCCAUUUCCGGGGUGCGUGGCAGACGCCUUUCAUAGAAGGAGCAACAGUUCCCGGUUUCUUUAAGACUUCGGAGACGACGACUGUGCCGGUGAACUUUAUGAGAACCAGCCUUGAGGAAGCCUUCUACGCUGAGGAUAAAACUCUAGGUCUUCGUCUCCUCGCGAUGCCUUAUUCGAACUACGAUUGUGCGAUGUACGUGUUCCUUCCGACGGAGGACAAUCCUCUCAAGUACAAUAUUGGGCACCUUGUAACCCAAAUGACGAGCAAAAAUUUUGCAGAUUUAGUUGGCAUGACGAAGCAACGCACUGUCAACGUCAUGUUCCCGAAAUUGUCUCUCACUCAAUCUCUGAGCUUGGCAUCGGCCCUCGAAGAACACGCUAGUUUUUUGACAAAGUUGAAAAGGCGUAGAUCAAACAGCACCGUGUCAAAUGCAGUUCCAAGCCCGAUUCCCCCGUCAGCAGCUACCGGAGCACCGACUUUGGUGGAAUCAAUUAAUAUCGUGAAUCCGCAAACCGGUUGGAGGCCAUCGCUUCAAGAGCCCAAUGAUCAGUUAAGAGUUAUUCCGUUGAACGGUCCAUUACCGAGUCAAGUUUCGGAGAAACUUAGUCAAAAUGUUCCUCAAGGCUCUGUAAAUGCGUCUGUGCCGUCAGCUCCAGUGGGUAACGACGAUUCUGGAACCCCGCAUCAAAAGCCUACGUUAACAUUGACAGGAGCUGCAUCAAACUCUCAGUUCCGAAUAUCCGAUAUCAUCCAACAAGUAGCGUUAGAGGUAAACGAAUCUGGCACGGAGGCAGCAGCUAUUGCUGGCAGUACGAUAAAUUACAGUGGUGAUGUGAAGAACUUUAAGGUGAACAGACCUUUCCUGUUCUUCAUACGCCAUGAAGCGACAAACGCUAUUCUUUUCUGGGGAACCAUCGCAGAUCCCACCGCGUGAUCGGUGAAAAAAUCUUCCAUCGAUUCAUCUGAUUUAUCAGACUAAAUUUUAUAUUAUUUCAUUUUACAGUCCUAUCACGAUCAUCAAUCCGACCAGUUUUCAGGUCAGUAAUUUUCAUUUAACUGGAAUAGCAGACAUAAGUUAUGAAUAUGUAGCGAUAAUUAUUAUUAUAAUUUUUUUCAUCAAACGAUCAAACUUCGAUUAUAUUCUUGUGUGAUAAAUAACAUAUAACUGAACCAAUGA
Athalia rosae (coleseed sawfly) is the source of this 2650-nucleotide messenger RNA. RefSeq names its product serine protease inhibitor 28Dc-like. The transcript has 7 exons. Bases 551 to 2407 code for a protein of 618 amino acids. Lineage: Eukaryota; Metazoa; Arthropoda; Insecta; Hymenoptera; Athaliidae. The record is from RefSeq and is a predicted model, not a curated record. Gene Ontology annotation, molecular function: serine-type endopeptidase inhibitor activity.